AUGCCAGAACACGAUGCUCUUAUUCUAUCAUUCUCACAUUUACCGGAUUUUCCGCGCGCUCCCGAUGCUCUCCAAACGCUGAAGAAGGUGGCCUCCUUGGUCAAGCCCAUCAUGCGAGUUAGAGGGUGGAAGGUGCGAGAGCUAGCUGAGUUUUAUCCAGAUCAAGCAAACCUCCUCGAGCACGUAGUUGAUACGAUGCUUCACGAACUUUCACACAUUGUAUUUGGACCACACGAUGGCAACUUCCAUGCGCUAUGGAACCAACUUCGAGACGAACACGAGUCGCUUAUUCGAAAGGGAUAUACGGGUGAAGGAUUCUUAUCAGAUGGACAUCGCCUGGGAGGCGGCCGGAUACCUAUGCAUGAAGCUAGACGACUUGCUAGAGCAUCAGCUGAAAAGCGUCGCACCCUGACAAAGGGGUCAGGCCAGCGCCUUGGUGGCUCUAGACCCAGCAUCGGUUCAGAUAUCCGGCGAACCAUCGUGGGCGCAAUAGAGCGCAGAAACACCACGCUGCAGGGAUGCGGUAAUACGAAUCACAAUGAUAGGGAGAUUCAACAAAUCUCCGAGACAGCUACGAAGAACGGCUUCCGUACGCAGGCCGAAGAAGACGCGGCUAAUGAAGCUGCAAUUGCGCAAGCUCUCUGGGAACUGGUACAAGAAGAAGAGCGCCAACGGACCAGGAACGAGACCUCCAUCAAUACCAAGGCCAGAGACUCGGCCACCAGUUGUGUCUGCGCCGGUGCCCCUCCCAGCUCCGCAACGGGGCUGGACAUGCGGAGUCUUUACCCUCCAUAA
This is a messenger RNA of Colletotrichum tamarilloi, 795 nucleotides long. RefSeq names its product WLM domain-containing protein. Gene Ontology annotation, cellular component: nucleus. The coding region runs from base 1 to 795 and encodes 264 amino acids. Gene Ontology annotation, molecular function: metallopeptidase activity. Gene Ontology annotation, biological process: DNA repair. The record is from RefSeq and is a predicted model, not a curated record. The transcript is spliced from 3 exons. NCBI's taxonomy places the organism in Eukaryota, Fungi, Ascomycota, Sordariomycetes, Glomerellales, Glomerellaceae.